This is a messenger RNA of Linum tenue, 702 nucleotides long. NCBI's taxonomy places the organism in Eukaryota, Viridiplantae, Streptophyta, Magnoliopsida, Malpighiales, Linaceae. The record is from the annotation of a GenBank genome assembly.
AUGGCGCUCCCUAACUUCACAGCUCUCCGAGACCUGCACAACUCGGCGAACGACCUCCUCGACUCCCGGGAGCUCGGCGGCGGAAAGACCCACGAGUCCAAAUGGCUGUACCAAGCCUCGGAAGCCUCCCUCCGCAUGCUCGACGUGUGCGGAGUCUCGAAAGACGUUCUCUCCCUAGUGAAAGAGCACCUCCUCGACCUCCAAUUCACUCUACGCGGCCGGGGUUCGCCACGAAACGACGCCGAAUCCAAAAUCCUGGCCUACAACGACUGCAGGAAGAAGCUUAGUAGGGAGACGAUGAAGUGCCUCAAGUCGCUGAAAGGGACGAUGAAGGAGAACAAGCGUAAUCAGCUGGCUGUGGAUGAAGCCGACGGCGGCCGGGAUCUGGCGGUGGUGGCGGAGGUGCUGAGGGAGGUGAGGGGGAGCUCUGUUUCCAUCGUGGAGUCGCUGCUGAGCUUGAUCUCGAUCCCGUGGCUGGAUGAUGAUCGGAGGGGUAAAACGGUGUCGUUUGUGGGGAGGAUGAUGAUGCGGCGUCGUAAGGGGAGGGUGGGGGAUUUCUGCGACGAGACGGCGCUUCAGACGGCGAACAAGAGGUUGGAGGCGGUGGAGAUUGCGAUUGAGGAGCUAGAGGGUGAGCUGGAGUGCAUGUUCCGGCGGUUGAUUCAGACCAGGGCUUCGCUUCUCAAUAUUCUUACUAAUUAA